AUGGCGGCUGGUCUUUCUUGGUCAACGAAGAUCUGUUUCCUGUACAUUUCUUUAUCAAUCUCCUUCUUCAUCAUCAUUAGUACAGACGCUAAAAACACAUUAGGCCCUAAUCAACUCUUAAUGAACGGAGAAACUUUAAUCUCCGCCAACCAGAGAUUCCAGCUGGGUUUCUUCAACCCUUCUCCGACGACAGACCCCAAUCUCUACUUGGCCAUAUGGUACAACGGAAUCCAACCGUUAACGGCCGUUUGGGUCGCUAACAGAGCCAAGCCCCUGCGGGGAAACGCCGUUAGACUCCACAUGAACUCACGUGGAGAUCUCUUCAUCGGCGACGAUCAAGGAAACACCAUCUGCCUCUCCAGAUCAUCAAACGCGCCGCCUGCAGCUUCUGUAUCCAGUCCUUCACUUAUCCUCCUCGAUUCAGGCAAUCUCGUAAUUGUUUCAGACAGCAACAAAACCACCUACGUUUGGCAGAGCUUCGAUUCUCCUUCCGACACAAUGCUGCCGGGAAUGAAACUCGGGUGGGACCUGAAAUCCAAAACGGACAGGGUUCUUACAUCGUGGCUGACAUCGAACGAUCCCUUUUCCGGUGACUUCGUUUUCCGAGUUGAGUCGCACGACUCGCCUCAGUUGAUUCUUCAAAAAAACGGCGUGACCGAGUCGAGAUGGGGUCCGUGGAACGGGCAGAGAUUCAGCGGUGCGAGUAAUUUAAACGACAACCCAGUGUUCAAAAUUGUCUACCAUUACAGCCCGGAAGAGGUUUAUUUCACAUUCGAAAUGUCGGAUCUUUCGGUUUUACUGAGGCUGGUGGUGAGUUCAGUGGGAUCCGUACAGUUCUUGAAAUGGAAAAGCACUUCUAGGGUUUGGGUUCCGAUGGUGACCCUGAAUAAGGACACCUGCGACAGAUACGGGCCUUGCGGGCCCUACGGAAUCUGCUAUGCUGACGGUCCAGGCUGUCAUUGUCUGAAGGGGUUUAGAGCGAAUUCGCCGCAAGAUUGGAAUCGGUUGGAUUGUACGGAUGGAUGCAGGAGAAGGAAUGCCUUGAAUUGCAGUGAUGGCGGUGGUGAUGGUUUUGUUAAGUACAGUGGGAUUAAAUUGCCGGACAAUUUCACGGUUCGGCCCGGAUUGAGCCCGAAGAAAUGCGAGGGGUCUUGUUUGAAGGAUUGCAGUUGCAUGGCCUACGCUAACAUCGAUAUGUAUGCGAAUGGCAGCGUUUGCCUCGUGUGGUUGGAUGAAUUGGUCGAUAUUAGGGACUCUUAUAAAGAUGGGGACGAGCUUUAUAUUCGUAUGGCACGUGUCGAAUUAGGUACAAUCUCGAUCUUCUUCAUUAAAUUAUUGAACGAGCUUCGCUAUAAUGAUUGCAUAUUAUUUGUCGUGACGUUAUUUAAUCACCUCCUUUCGGCAGUAGUGUUUGGAGCAGCGUUAUGGUGCGGCACAAGCAGAUAUAGAUCCUAUUCGAAGAAGAAAAAGGAGCAAGGUAAGAAUGACGAAAUGUUCGAUGAUGUUCAGUUAUACGACAUGAAGACCGUUUCUGCGGCUACGGAUAAUUUUUCGGCAGCGAAUAAGAUCGGCGAAGGAGGGUUUGGUCCUGUUUAUCAGGGUGAACUAAAAACCGGAGAAAAAAUAGCUGUGAAGAGGCUGUCGGAACAUUCGAAUCAAGGGCUCGCCGAAUUCAAGAAUGAAGUGCACAUGAUUGUACAGCUUCAACACCGUAAUCUCGUUAAGCUUUUGGGUUGCUGUAUUCAUCGAGACGAAAGAAUGCUCAUCUACGAGUACAUGCCUAAUAAGAGCCUCGACCAAUUCCUUUUCGAUCCAGCUAAAAAGAGGCUCCUGCAAAUGGAAAUGCGAAUAACUAUUCUUAAAGGGAUAGCUAGGGCAUUAGAAUAUCUCCAUUUCGGUUCGAGAUUGAGAGUGAUUCAUCGCGACCUAAAGGCGAGUAAUAUUCUGCUGGACGAUGCGAUGGUUCCGAGAAUAUCCGAUUUCGGUUUGGCAAGAAACUCCGAAAACGAACAUGCGGAAGUUACGAGAAGAGUCAUCGGCACACAUGGUUAUAUGUCACCGGAGUAUGUGAUGGACGGCUAUUACUCGACGAAAUCCGACAUCUUCAGCUUCGGUGUUCUUGCAUUGGAGAUGAUAAGCGGACAAAAGAAUUGGGGCUUUCAUCACCCCGACCACGAUUUUAAUCUUAUAGGCCAUGCAUGGAAGCUAUGGAAGGAUGGAAAGGAUUUGGAGUUGAUAGAGCCAGUUCUAGAACAAGCAUAUGAGGAGACAGAAGUUUCUAGAUGCAUUCAAGUUGGGCUGCUGUGCGUGCAACAAAUCACCGACGAAAGACCGGUGAUGUCACAGGUGGUUUCGAUGUUAGAGAAUGACAAGAUAAAAAUACCCGAGCCUAAAGAACCUGGAUUUUUCACACCAAGAUCUAGACGGCCGCCUCCAGGAAUUGGUUCGGCUAUGGCCUGGACAAGUUACUCCGUUAAUGGGUUGACGCUUACGGAUUUAACGGCGAGGACUUAG
Erythranthe guttata (spotted monkey flower) is the source of this 2514-nucleotide messenger RNA. The record is from RefSeq and is a predicted model, not a curated record. Lineage: Eukaryota; Viridiplantae; Streptophyta; Magnoliopsida; Lamiales; Phrymaceae.